AUGACGCCGGAGGGCAAGGACCGCAUCCUGUUACAUCGCUUUCCAGGGGGCGGCGGCUUGCUCACAUAUUGCAAGGAUGACGGCUGCUUCGUGCACACGUUGAAUACCGAGAGUGGCCUCAUACGCAAAAUCGAUGCUCUCCAGUUAUGUAUGCACGCUGCCGAUUUGCUUGUUGCAGAGCCGAUGGCUGCGAACGCUGCUGCCUUCUUCGGGUGUGUGGCUAUACUGCCUUUUCUUACCGAUUCUGAGAAGAAUGCGUCCACCUACGCGCUGAACCAAGCGUUGCGCAGCGCCGCCGGCAAACGGUGGCAAAGAGAUGUUGCGUGUCAAGCGCAUCCUUGCUAG
Molecule: messenger RNA, 345 nt
Organism: Symbiodinium natans
Lineage: Eukaryota; Dinophyceae; Suessiales; Symbiodiniaceae
Source: the annotation of a GenBank genome assembly